AUGGCUCUUCAGGUCGCCGAAGGCAGCAAAGCCAGCGGAGGUGAAGCGACCUUCAUUCAAGCCGAUGUCUCAAGCCAAGAAGCUGUUAGAAAGCUCCACCAAGAGGCUGUUGUUAUCUACGGAGGGCUUGAUGCUGCUGUAAACAAUGCUGGAAUAUUCACAGACUCUGCUCGAAUCGGCGACUGCUCAACUGAGAAGUUCAACGACAUGAUGGAUGUCAAUGUCUUUGGGCUAUUCUGGUGCAUGCAAGAGCAGAUUCGUAUCAUGCUCACACAGAAAAGCGGCCACAUGGUCAAUCUUGCAUCUAUCGCUGGCUUACAUGGCAUCCCAUAUUGACCAUCGAAGUUUUGGGGCUCAGAACACAGCUCAAUACAGUCAGGAGAUCAUGGAAAGUUCGACCUGGAUUUUGAGGAGUCAGCAGCGAUGAGGGUGUCUCACUUAGGUGAAUAUCGAGCGUGGAAGGUGCAUUGGAAGACCUUGUGAGUGUCCGGACGACGCGGGAGUUAGCCAUACUCUUUUCCCUGUGGCCAACGGAGUAAUUUGCAAGUUUCCUCUGGGAUGGCUACCACCGUCCUCUCCAGCUACGUGACAGCCGAUCGCGACAGUCAUCAUUGACAAGCAAGCAUCCGACCUCCGAGAUAAUUGAGUGACCGUGGACCGAUGAAUCAG
Molecule: messenger RNA, 669 nt
Organism: Aureobasidium subglaciale EXF-2481
Lineage: Eukaryota; Fungi; Ascomycota; Dothideomycetes; Dothideales; Saccotheciaceae
Exons: 2
Coding region: 1-336 (111 amino acids)
Source: RefSeq, a predicted model, not a curated record